UUAAGUCUUACUUAGAUGGCAGGUGUUGAUAAUAAAGUUCUUAUUAUUGAGAAUAAUGAUGAGGCUUCUGUUUGGACUCAAAAGCAUGAAGAAAUUUUCAUUGAACUUAUGGAAGAAGAAGUCUUAAAGGGAAACAAGAAUACCACAACCUUUACCAAGCAAUCAUGGAAAUAUAUAAAGGAAGAGCUUUGUGGACGAGCAAAAAGAAAUUAUAGUGAUAUGCAACUAAGGAACAAAUACAAUCAAUUAACGCAAAAGCAUAAGGAUUUUAAGUCUUUACUGAAAGAGACUGGUAUGGGAUACAAUGCAGUGACUGGAGAAGUUAGUGCGACAGAUGAAGUUUGGGAUAAACUUAUUCGGAUUAAUAAGUCUGCUAAAAGAUUUAGAAAGAAAGGUUGUAAGUUUUAUGAGAAAUUAUGCACUAUCUUUGGUGAUACUACUGCAACUGGCUCCAAUGCUCAUCCUUCAACUCAAAGUCCUUCUAAUGAUGAUGAUGCAACGUCGAUAAGUCCUUCUACUAUGAAUGAAGAAAGUGGUUUUGAUGAGGAUGGUAACAAAAGAAGAGAUAAAUCAACAGCCACUUCGAACUCUCGAUCAGUAAAAAGAGCAAAGUUCUCAUCAGCUUUGGCAGAUGCACUGGCAACAUAUAAUGAAACUGCAAAGCGAAAGACAGAAUUGAUAGAGAGAUCAAUGACAACAUCUGCAUCACAUUACUUAUUGGAUGAGACUGUUAAAGCUCUUAAUCAAAUUAAUGGAAUUAGUGGAGAAGUAUACGCAAAAGCUAUUGAGAAGUUUGAGAAUGAGGUGUCCAGAGCAUUGUUUCUAAAGAUGCCAGAGCAUAGAAGAAUAGAUUGGUUGCUGAAUUUGAAGUGAAAAAGUUUAGACUUUGUUUAGCUAUGAACAAGAUGACUUUAUUUAGCUAUUAACUUUAGUUUUGUUUAGCUUUUGACUGGAUGACUUUGUUAAGCUAUUGACUGGAUGACUUUAUUAGCUAUUGACUGGAUGACUUUGUUUAGCUAUUGACUGGAUGACUUGUUAGAUGUUGACUGGAUGACUUUGUUUUGCUA
This is a messenger RNA of Humulus lupulus (European hop), 1067 nucleotides long. RefSeq names its product L10-interacting MYB domain-containing protein-like. The coding region runs from base 16 to 873 and encodes 285 amino acids. Lineage: Eukaryota; Viridiplantae; Streptophyta; Magnoliopsida; Rosales; Cannabaceae. The record is from RefSeq and is a predicted model, not a curated record. The transcript is spliced from 2 exons.